CGCUGCCGUUCUCCCACUCUCGCCUGGCCUGACAUGACCUGACCUUAUCCACCGCCCCGACGCGACGACUGGCCGCGAGCGACGCAGCCGCAUACCGCGCGCGUGAGCCCCCUUCCCCUCUCCCCACCACCCCGCCCCUGUUCCCCGGAAGCGCGCGAGCUGCCGCCGGAAUCAGCAGGCCGCGAAGAUGGUGGCCGCCUUCGCCGUCACUCCCUCCUCGUCCAUAUGCGGCGUCUGCGUCCCGACGGCGUGCCGUCCGGAGGCGCGGGGCAUAGUGCCGGCGCCGAGGUUCUUCCAUAACCGGAACCAAGCGAACACACGGUCUGCAACAGCUUGGUCCUUGAAGGCCGGUCUAUGGGACUCUCUCAAAUCUGGGUUUUUAAAAACUAGCAAUAGUACAGAGACAGUAGAGCCACUAUCCACAGCACUUGAAGAAGAAGAAAUUGUACCUGAGGAAUUAGUGCUCCUAGAAAGGACACUCCCUGACGGUAGCACAGAACAGAUCUUAUUUUCUUCAGCUGGUGAUAUUGAUGUAUAUGAUCUCCAGGCCUUAUGUGACAAGGUAGGAUGGCCACGCAGACCUCUAACAAAAAUAGCAGCAUCCUUAAGAAACAGCUACUUGGUCGCUACACUACAUUCAAUAACUAGGUCUUCGGAAACAGAGGGAGAAGAGAGGAAGCAACUGAUUGGUAUGGCGCGGGCAACUUCAGACCAUGCGUUCAAUGCUACAAUCUGGGACGUCCUUGUUGAUCCUUCCUAUCAGGGUCAAGGUCUUGGUAAAACACUCAUGGAGAAAGUGAUCCGUACUCUGCUCCAGAGGGACAUCAGCAACAUCACACUAUUUGCGGACAGUAAAGUGGUGGACUUCUACAAGAACAUGGGGUUCGAAGCCGACCCCCAGGGCAUCAAGGGCAUGUUCUGGUACCCCAGAGUUUAGUAGCUCCGGUGGCGGCCCGGGCGCCCGCCUGGUCUCCGCCCGACGACCGGCGCAGUCUGCUCCAGUGCAGAAGAAUAUUGGCAGGAGCUGAGCUGUGUAUAACAGCGACUCGAGUGGCCGAUGGCCAUUUGCAACGUCUGGUGCCACCGGCUCUCAGGUCCUGUUGGUCUGUAUGUAACUGCUAGGAAGUAAAGUAUCCCUGUUCUCGUACUGCGAAGGAGACGGCCACACCCAACAUUAUUAUACCGUGGAAGUCAAGAGAUUGGUCUUCCUCCAAUCAACAUGUCCAGGUCCA
This is a messenger RNA of Triticum urartu, 1232 nucleotides long. RefSeq names its product serotonin N-acetyltransferase 1, chloroplastic. Gene Ontology annotation, cellular component: cytoplasm. NCBI's taxonomy places the organism in Eukaryota, Viridiplantae, Streptophyta, Magnoliopsida, Poales, Poaceae. The record is from RefSeq and is a predicted model, not a curated record. Gene Ontology annotation, molecular function: N-acetyltransferase activity.